Messenger RNA from Wasmannia auropunctata (little fire ant), 3059 nucleotides. It is a transcript of the gene cta, whose product is annotated as guanine nucleotide-binding protein subunit alpha homolog. Gene Ontology annotation, molecular function: guanyl nucleotide binding; GTPase activity; D5 dopamine receptor binding. Gene Ontology annotation, cellular component: heterotrimeric G-protein complex; brush border membrane. Lineage: Eukaryota; Metazoa; Arthropoda; Insecta; Hymenoptera; Formicidae. The record is from RefSeq and is a predicted model, not a curated record. Bases 1662 to 2765 code for a protein of 367 amino acids. Gene Ontology annotation, biological process: Rho protein signal transduction; adenylate cyclase-modulating G protein-coupled receptor signaling pathway. The transcript has 5 exons.
UCAAGUCGACCGCAACCCAAUGUUAUUUUAUGUGUGACAAACCUAGAAGUCACUGGGAGAAUCUGUUUUUUUUUAAUUGUCCCCUGAAGUGACAGAUAAUGAUUAGUGUAAUGGUGAAAGUAUAGUUUAGGCCUUAGGGGAACAGUGGCGUUUCCUCGCUUGUACUAUUUCACGCAUUCACUGUUCUUCUCCGUCACUAUUAUCAUAAAAUAGCUCAAGUCGCAUCGAUCGCAUUGAUACAGUCACCAUAUGUACACAUACGUAUGUACAUUAUGGAUUGCAAUCGUUUACGUGCGGCAAGACAGAUAAGGUGUGUCAAGGUGGUGUAUAGGAGCGAUUGAGGCUCGCCGCUUUUUAGGCGAGCCCGAGGAAGAGCGAAGGCAAGAGGGGACGUAAGAAAGAGAAAGAGAGAGAGAGAGAGGGGAAGAAUUAAGACAGUGCGGCGAGCGAGACGUAUGUACGGGUUUAUCGCUGACACGAUCGUGUGUGACACAUAAAACGUGGACGUCGUGAGGCGCGGCGCGCGGACCACCGCCCGGUGAUUAUUCAAUCAUGCCCAAUUCGGCGCGGGUCACUCGGGCCGAUUGUGAGGAUCGUGAUCCAACAGCGGCAGCGACGGCGGUGUCGACGGCAGUCGUGGUCACCGCGUGAAAUAUAUUCUCCUUCUCUCUUGAGGUGCAAAUUCCACGAGACGCUCGUUUUAGCGUUGGGACCAUGGCACACGGAAAAACUUGAGCAGUAAGACGUGAGCGGUGAAGAAGUCAACAUGCUGGAUUUUUGGUAGUCACGUGACUUCGACGCUAGCGUCGAAAAAGAAGCUGGAUUUUCUCAAGCUUCAGCGUCAAGGGCUGUUGUUGUUUUGUCUUGGACGUUUUAAGAAACGAAUGAUACGAUUGACGUUAAACUUGAUGUUGCUCUUCGUGCGAGCAAACUUAUGAUCACGUAAUUUUGACGCUAAAAAAAUGAGCGUCGAACAUUCUUCCGCACACACGUACGUGUACUUGUAUCGUAACACCGCGCGUCGUGCGUGUGUGUAACGCACAGCGGCGUUAUAACGGUAUACAUGCGAAUACACGUAGGUUUGACAGUACGGGAUCGAUUGGGAAGAAAAAAAUCGCAUUGGCCAGCGGCGCGAGAGCGUGCACUGAUUUGCGAGCUUGCACCCGCUCGGUGUCGGGCGCGUCAACGAGGUCCGCUUGAUAGUGUAAGUAGUCGUAACAACGGGCGCUGCUGGUGAUGGUGUGUGUGUGAUAUCGCACGCAUUCCGGCCGGUUACGCCUGCCCGAGAAAUGCGGUUCUGAAUCGGCGAUUUCCGAUCGGGGCUUACACGCUUUCGCGGGGUGGGUGGACGACAGUCCCCCCCGGAGGGGAGGAAGAGGAGGAGGAGGUGCGACUCGAGUAUACGUACGCGAAUCGCCGUGUUGCCAGCGCGCGCGCGCCCGCCUUCGAUCGUUCUGUUUGUAUGCACCUCUUCGUCGGUUUGUUGUCAAGACGGCGCAGCUAGGCGAAGGCGAGGAACGUCCUCGGGGUGAGAAGGAAAGCGAGGAGAGGCCGGGAAGGAGGAAGAAAAGUGGCGGCGACGAAGGAAGUGGGAUAAGAGAAAGACGGAGAGUGAGAGUGAAUGAGAGAGAGAAAGAGAGAGAGAGAGGCAGGGUGGCAAGAUGGCGAGCUCCUUAACGUGGUCGUGUUGCCUGCGUUUUAAAUUCAGCCCGGAGGAGAUCGAGCAGCGUUACAAGAGCCAGGAGAUCGACCGGAUGCUGGAGAAGGACCGGCAGACGUUUCGCCGGCAGGUCAAGCUGCUGCUGCUCGGCGCGGGGGAGAGCGGCAAGUCGACAUUCCUCAAGCAGAUGCGGAUCAUUCAUGGGAUCAAGUUCGAGCCCGAACUAAUUAAGGAAUACCAACAUGUGAUCUAUCAGAAUAUAAUAAAGGGUAUGAAGGUUCUAGUAGAUGCACGAGAUAAACUGAAUAUUCCUUGGGAGAAUCCAAAGAAUUAUGAUAUUGGUUUUCAAUUACUCAAAUUUGAGAACUCUAUGAUACUGGACACGAAAUUAUUUGUACAUUAUGUGCCAGCAUUGCAAAGUUUGUGGAAGGAUGCGUCGAUUAGAAGAGCAUUCGAUAGGCGAAGAGAAUUCCAAUUAAGUGAUUCUGUCCAAUACUUCUUGGAUAAUCUCGAUAGGAUUGCAAGAGUGGACUAUACACCUACACACCAGGAUAUUCUACACUGUAGAAAGGCGACAAAAGGAAUUUCCGAAUUUGUAAUACCGAUUAAUAACAUCCCAUUUCUCUUCGUUGAUGUUGGCGGUCAAAGAUCUCAAAGGCAAAAAUGGUACCAAUGCUUUGACUGCGUGACGUCUAUACUUUUUCUCGUAUCAUCGUCGGAAUUUGACCAGGUCUUGUUGGAAGAUAGGAGGACUAACAGAUUGGAAGAAUCUAAGAAUAUAUUUGAUACAAUCGUGAAUAACAUGAUAUUUUGUGGUGUGUCCAUAAUUUUGUUUCUAAACAAAACGGAUUUGCUUGAUAAGAAAGUGAGGUCACAGGAUACAAAUGUCCGUUUGUAUUUUCCACAAUUUACGGGUGAUCCACAUUCCAUGAAGGACGUGCAAAAUUUUAUCCUCGAUAUGUUUGUCUCGGUCAAGAGAGAUCCACGAAAGCCGUUAUUUCAUCAUUUCACCACUGCGGUGGACACAGAAAAUAUUAAAGUCGUCUUUAAUGCUGUGAAAGAUACUAUUCUGCAUCGCAACUUAGAGUCCCUUAUGCUUCAAUAAUGUAGAAGCAAUGUAAAAACCCAGAAAGCAGCUAGUAAAACAAAGGUAUGCGUCAGAAAUUUAACACAUUUAAUAUAUUAUUAAUCCAAUCUGUAGUUUUUGAAGAAUAUUGCAAUAUAUACUAGGUCAAAACACAUUUUGAUAAGACAAUAUAUAUACGGAUAUACGACUUUUGAAUAUUUACCUUCAUAUAUAGAUACAUUUAUAGUAAAGAGGAAAAAACUGCCUAAUGUAAAGAUGUAUAUUAAACAAAUUUGACUUUAUAUACACUAUAUGCGUGUGCAUGUUUAUAUU